GUGACUCCUUGCUGUCGACGCAUAGUCUUCGCUGAGUUCACAGCAAGAACAUUCAACAUGAAGCUGAUCUCGAUGGCUCUGGCCCUGGUGGUGGCCCUGGCAUGCCUGGUGAGCUGGACCAGCGCCAUGCCUCAGCCUGACCCCGUAGCUGACCCUGACCCCGCGGCUGACCCUGGCUUCCGUCGCUUCGGUGGAUUGGGAUAUGGUGGAUACGGCUACGGAGGUCGUGGAUUCGGACACGGGGGCUACGGCUACGGAGGAUACCACCGAAGCUAUUACGGAUAAGGAUAUCCUACUUACCGCUCUUGAAGAGAACAUCCAAAGCAACAUCACGAAAUGUCUACUUCCUAUUUUCCCUCUUAAAUAAAGUUCAUGAAUCAAU
Molecule: messenger RNA, 382 nt
Organism: Penaeus vannamei (Pacific white shrimp)
Lineage: Eukaryota; Metazoa; Arthropoda; Malacostraca; Decapoda; Penaeidae
Source: RefSeq, a predicted model, not a curated record